Pocillopora damicornis (cauliflower coral) is the source of this 2991-nucleotide messenger RNA. RefSeq lists its product as uncharacterized. The record is from RefSeq and is a predicted model, not a curated record. NCBI's taxonomy places the organism in Eukaryota, Metazoa, Cnidaria, Anthozoa, Scleractinia, Pocilloporidae. Gene Ontology annotation, molecular function: protein binding.
CGAUCUAUAGAAUUGUACUGAUUUUUUUUUCUUUCGAUGGUCUUCGACCUAUCUUUGAAAAAAAUUGUACCAAACAAAUAUAUAGCAAGCUAAAACGAUUUCAUGCAUUGAAGAUUUCAAACAAGCGUUCAUUUCUCCUUUUUUUCUUUCGCAAGGAAACGGCUACGCUUUGCCGAAUCCCUAUGAUGAUCUUUUUCCUUGGAUGCAUCUCUUUCUGUAAGUCCCCGUGACGUAGUUUCCUGGCGAGUCAUGACAUUACAUACAUGUUACAAGACAUAGAACUCCUUUUCAGAAGAGCACCGCUAUAGGUAUAGUGCAGGCUCCAUGCAAGAACAACAUGGCGUCCAAAAUGGCGACACAACAGAUCAAUGACAACAGCAACGAGUCGGUGAGACUGAAAGUUUUUCUGCGCCUUAGACGGUAGUCCUUCAUGGCCGAAGUGCCAGUUCUUCAUCCUCUCUGAAAUUUAGUAGUGGAGCGAUUUCCUUUGUUGAAAUGCUUUCAAAGUAUUCAUCAAAACGAGUGACACGCUCAGAGAUCAUAGCACAUACAGCUUUCUUUCUGAGCUUUAUCGUCACCAUAACAGCUCACGACUGUCACCGCAGGCUGGAAACCGUGUGGCAGUCAGAUGUUGGAUCAUCUCCUGUCGUAUCAAGCGCUCUUGUGGCGGACUUCAAUGGCGAUAAUGUUAGAGAUGUCCUUGCCACUUCCUUGGAUGGUCAGGUAUCAGUUGUUGAUGGACGGUCAGGUCUUAACCUUGCUGGAUGGCCAGUAACUCUACCCGGAAAACUCUUAUUCGCUGCACCUCUACUGUUUGAUUAUGACAGUGAUGGGAUGAAUGAGUUAGUUUUGGUUACAGCAGAUGGUGUUGUAUCCUUUGUAAAGAAUGAUGGUUCCUUUCUAGAGGGAGAGACAUUUAAGGUUCCACCAUUGGUGAUGAAGCGAGAUUGGUUUCUGGUGGAUCCUAAACAGAUUUCCAACAGAGACUACAUCAGUUCUGUUUCAAAUCCUGCAAAGUCAGCCAGACUUGCUUUUAUAUCAGAAUUUAUCCAUGAUAAUCUGAAGGGUAAACAGCAGUAUUCAAACUCAAGCAUUGACCAUGGUCCAGGAGACAGUUUUUGGUCCAAAUAUCAUCCAGGCAGACGCCCAUCUGGUUUAUCAUCGGAUGGCAUCAGUGUCUUUGUAGACCCUCACAUUCUGUCCACUCCACUCAUCACAGACUUCAAUGGUGAUGGAACUGAAGAAGAACUUGUGUGGGAGGCCACAGUUUCCAGUUCAAGUGCUUCAGGAAUCCGUGUUGCUGAUGUGGAUGGAGAUGGUUUUAUGGAAGCUGUUGUUGCUACGUUUGAUGGGUAUCUAUGGGUUCUAGAAGGAGACAGUGGUAAGGUACUGGACGGAUGGCCUGUCAAAUUACCAAGUGAAGUACGAGCCACAGUUCUGGUUACUAAAAUAGUUCCUGGAGAAAGUAGUGCCGCAGAUAUGGUAGUUCCCCUGGUUAAUGGCCAGAUAGCGAUCAUACGGGGUAUUGAUCGCUGCACAGAACUGAUCAAUGUUGGUAAGACUGUGCUGGGGAGUAUAGUUAGUGCUGACAUAGUUCCAGGGAGGCCAGGUUUGGAGCUGGUGCUAGGGGCUGAUGAUGGGACCCUGUUGUGUUUAGGAAAUGCGCCGAAUGCACCGACAGAUAGUCUUGCCUUCCCUGUAGACAGAAACGAACUGUUUUCAUGGCCGGCAGAAACUUUGCCAUGCAGUGGAACAACGUUUUACUCUGGGAAGGUUGGAGUACGGUUCACAACUAAAUCUCUGGAAAAUACACAGAUUACGGGGAAAUAUUUUCUCAUUGAGUUUGAAAUCAGAGAUGAUCAGCCAAUGGACGUGAAAGGAAAAUUAUACAAGUUAAAGAUUAUCAUUGGUAGGCGACUCAUAAUCAAGAAGAGUUACAAGUCUCCAGGAUUAUACACCGAACAAGUUGAAGUUCCAUCAAAACCGUGCAGGGCUGUUGUAUCAGUACAACUUUUCACCGAACACGGACAGUGCUUUCAAAGCUCUCUACAUGCAAGUUUUAAUGGCCACUUUAAAGAUGACAUGGCGUGGCUGCUACUGGUGCCGUUCAUAACAACUGGAUGUCUUCUGUUGAUUCUUCAUGGUUGGACACAAGUGAAUGCAGAUGUUCUGCCAACGAUAAUGACGGGGAAAAAGCGAUAGCAGUAAAUGCUGAAGAAACAAAGAAGGACACUCAAAAACUACAGAUAUGGUCAGUUUCCAUGGUGUAACAGGACAACCAGAGUGUAAACAGGGAUAUGUGUAAUGGACAAAGAAACGGCGUUCUCCAUGAAGUCGAACAGAAAAUUCUCCUACUAUGUGGCUUUAUAGCUCAGUAGAUGGUAGCACCCUCUGGCUUCCGGCAGGUACAGGUUCAAGUUCCAUCAAGUUUUGCGUCAUUGAUUUCUUCAGUUGCUUCGAGUGCAGUAUUACUGAGGGCAUCAAGCCAUCUCUUCCUCAGUCACUCAUCGUACUUAGUGCCAACAAGAACGUUUGGAGAAAAUAGGAAGACUUUACGAAAAGACUAUCGAGAAUGGAAUCGAUUGAAUGUAACUGAUUUAUCUGUGUCAUCGCUUUGGGGAAAAAUAGUAGCCAACAGAAAGAGUGGUAAAGAACAGAAACCUACUCUGAAGUCCUCCUUGGCUCCGUUCAUCCCGUAAAUAUCAUUUUAAAACCAAGCGACAUAGUAGGGAUGAAGUAGUUUUUUUUUAAAAUGUAAACUGCGAAUUAGACAACCCUCUCGUUCAUGUCUAAUAUACACCAAUACCUUCAAGUCGUAAAACGUGGUUAGAUAGGAAAAGCGAUAGAGCCCGCAGCGUAGAUCACAAGUAUACGUACUACAUAUGAAUUAUUGAUCAAUGAUGAGGUCAAGGUGGCUCAAUAUUCGCUGAGUUCUUUUUUCGUAUUUUUAUGGACCGUGGCGAAAUCAAGGUCCACAAAAGUACAAAAAAA